AUGACUGCACAAGAAAUUUUCGAGGAAAAUGACAAUGCUCAGCAAAAUCUUUUGUCAGGUUCAAUGUCACUUUUUUCUUUAUCUCCUUCCUCUGCUUCUGUUUCUCCAGCAAAUAAAAAAGAAGAAAAAGAUGCUUAUGAAUUUGGAAAUGAUCGGCCAACAUUGCAUGCUCCUGGUUGGCAUAGUGCAGGUAGUCCCAAUGAGACAUUUACAUUAGUUCAAGAUUGUACCGGAAAAAACGAUUUUGAAUUUCGAAAUCUUCCUUUUUAUUCUCAAGUUAUUUUUACUUCUCCCACAAGUCAAAAAGAACUUAUACUUGGAACUUCCUCUAUCAUUGCUACUUCUGAUAUUACUUCUUCUAUCAACAAUAACCAAAAAAUUCAUACCUUUGUUCAUCUUUUUCACAAAUUACUUUUUGAACCAGAAUUUGCUCACAUUUAUCUUAUGGCCAAAGAAGUUCUUCCUUUGAUGGAAGAAAUCUUUUCAAAGAAAAAAAAGCCAAAUCAAAAAGAAACAUCAUGUCAUUUUCAUUUUCAUUGUGGAAAUUGGAUAAAUUCAGGUUGUGUUCCAAUCACUAAUGCUGAUUUAUCAACUUAUUCUGAAAAACAGGCAAAUAUGAUAGGAAAUUCAAUUUAUCCUCUUAUAAUAUCUUUGAAUGAUAUUGUGAUGAUGAAAAUGAGUCAAUAUUAUGCUUUGAUGUUGGAUAAAUUUAUGAAAUUAUCCAUGCCAGAAUGGAUAAAUUGGAAACCACCAAUUUAUCAAAUGGCAAGAUUCAAUUUUCAUAAACAUUAUAUUGUUUCAUCAUCAUCAUUAUCAAAUAACAAAAAAUUAAAAUGUAAUGAAUUUUUUAAUAUUAGAAGCAUAGCAACAAAGUUUGGAUUUGUUGCAGUGUUUUUUAUUGGUGAUUUUACUGGUGGUGAAAUUCUUUUGAAAGAUUUUAAGGUAAAGAUUCAGGUAAAACCAGGAGAUUUAUUAUUUUUUAGAGGUGGAAUAAAAUAUUCAAUUUAUGAUUAUGUGGGUACAUUUGGAACAAUUGUUUUAUUUACAGAAGAAAAAAUUUUUAUUUAG
Ambispora gerdemannii is the source of this 1068-nucleotide messenger RNA. Lineage: Eukaryota; Fungi; Glomeromycota; Glomeromycetes; Archaeosporales; Ambisporaceae. The record is from the annotation of a GenBank genome assembly.